CUCAGCGCAUGCGCAAGACAAAUUUCUGGCUCCAGCGUGGUUCUUGCUGUAGAUCAUUUGAGAAGUUGUAGUUUUUCUGAGAGAUCGGGGAAUUUGGAGAUGCUGGGCUUGUGUUCAUGGUGUGAAAUCAGAGUUUUAUGGGACAAUAUGGCGAUCAGGGUUUUUGAGAGAUCAGAUUAGAUCUGACUGCAGUUAAGAGUGAGGGUGAGGGUGAAUAGCUGGGAUGGAGCAUGCAGAAGCUCAGCUGGCUGAAGUGGAGCUGCUCCUGAGCAUGUUCCCCAGCCAGGAGGAGCUCGAGGUUGAGCCGGUAGCAUACGCCGAGCUCCGGUGUUUCGUCGAAGGGACGUCGGAGUGUCCACCAAACACCAGGCCUGAGCUCUGCGUCAAGAUCCAGACACACACUGGGGUGGAGGUAUCGCUCUCGUGCACGUAUCCGUCUCAGUAUCCAGCAGUGCUUCCCGAGAUCGUAGUCAGGUGUGGCGAGUUGAGCCGGGCGCAACACGCCUGCCUCGUCUCGGACCUGCGCUUGUACCUGUGCGAGAGCUGUUCGGGCGAGGUCUGCGUGCUGUCUGCCAUCGACUGGAUCCGGGAUCACACGAGCGAGUACCUCGUGGGGGGCGAGGACUUCGACAGGGGUGCGAGAGGAGAGGAACAUCCAAGCGCCGAGAUUUUCACCAGACUGUGGAUCUACAGCCAUCAUAUCUACAACAAGAGCAAGAGGAAGAACAUCCUGGAGUGGGCCAAAGAGUUGCAGCUGAGCGGCUUCUGCAUGCCCGGGAAGCCGGGGGUCAUGUGUGUGGAGGGUCCGCAAGCUGCCUGUGAGGAAUUCUGGUCCAGGGUGAAGGUCCUGACCUGGAAGCGCAUCAUGAUCCGUCACAGAGAGGACGUCCCACUGGACCCGGCCAAUCAGAGUGCCGAUUUGCCGCGUUGCUUUGACGGCUUCGAGGAGGCCGCCUUCGAUCCUCACGGGAACCGAGGGAACCACAUGGACCUUGGGCAGCUUUUCCAUUACCUCAGCGAGCGAGGCUGCGCCCAAAUCUUUCAGCUGUACUUUGGAGUCGAAGGGAGAUGAACGAGGACCAGUUUUGAACAAGACACUUUUUUAGGUUUUAUUGAAUAAAUAAUUCUGUAUAAACCAUC
This is a messenger RNA of Silurus meridionalis, 1140 nucleotides long. It is a transcript of the gene rwdd2b, whose product is annotated as RWD domain containing 2B. The record is from RefSeq and is a predicted model, not a curated record. Bases 224 to 1072 code for a protein of 282 amino acids. The transcript has 4 exons. Gene Ontology annotation, molecular function: protein binding. Lineage: Eukaryota; Metazoa; Chordata; Actinopteri; Siluriformes; Siluridae.